AAUAUCAUAACAUGUAAAUAUUAUGAAAAAUGUUGUCUAUUGUGUUAUUGAUUAUGUAGUAUCAUUGAGUGAGGAGUUCACUGUCCAGCUUAUAUUCAUUAUUUGUGAUUGUCUGGAAAUAUUUAAAGAAUUUGAGGUUUAAACGAAAGAUAUACAUACGUAUACAUUUUGCUUGCAUUUGAAUAAACAAAAUUAUUAAAAUAUUUAUAAAUUAUAUAAAAUUUCAAAAUGCUUCGAAUAUCUACCAAUACCUUAAUUAAAAGACAAAUACAUGGAAAUGCAGAAAUAGUAAAAAAUUGUAAGGAAAUCAGAAAUCGCAAUCCACGAAAUUUAGAACGUUUAAGAAUCGCAAGGAAACCUAUAGGAUAUGCUCUUGAUAAACAUGAAUGUGGAUAUUGGCAUAAGUUGGUUGUACGUACCUCUCAACGUCAUGUUACAGCAGAAAUAUGUCAUUUUGAAAAUGGUCCAAUUAUCACAAUAUCAAGUAAAGAUUGGGGAUUGAAAAAACAAUUAUAUAGCACAAAUGAUUAUAUAGCAUAUAAGUUUGUGGGACGUAUGCUUGCACAACGUUGCUUAGAAAGUGGUAUAUCUGAAAUUUAUUUGAAUAAAACUUCUUUAGUUAUUGGAAAGAAGGUACAAUCACUAAUCGAUACACUGUUAGAAAGUGGAAUUUGCUUACAAGAACCAGAAGAGUAUAAACACCCAAGACCUGGGACCAUGAAUUAUCCAGAGAAACCUUGGGAAACAUAUGAAUAGUAUUCAAUCUUUUGAAGUUAGGAAAAAAUUUGAGGAAGGAUAUUCAAAAACAUAUUGUCUAUUUUAGUAUUAUCUGUCUUUAUUAUUUAAGCACUUCUUUUAAUUGGAAUAUGCAAAUUUAUACAGCAUACAUUAUAUAAAGAUAGCAAUAAAUAAUCAUGUUAAUAUUAAAUAAAAUUUAAUUUAUGACAAAUACAAUAAACCUACUGUGCUCAAUAAUAUUAAAUAUGUAUAAGUGUGCAGGAUUUAUCAUUACUACACUAGUAACUAUAAACUAAAUUAAUACUACAUAUUAGGCUGACUUAUUUUGCAUGCUAAUAAAAAUAUUUCUUUACAAAUAUAAUACUGUAUUAAUAAUUGUAUCAUAAUUGUAGAUAACAAAAUAUCUAAAUAGUUCAGAAAAUUUAUGAAGUCUUUUAUUUUGUUUUUCUUUUUAAUUUAUGAAGUCUUUUAUUUUGUUUUUCUUUUUAAUUUAUGAAAUCACAGACUGUGAGUCAUUUAUAAAACUUAAUUUGGUUGAGUUAACUUCAUAAAUAACUACAUAGACAUUUAUAGCUUUUAUUUUUGUUACUGGAUUUUGUAAAGUGCACUUAUAUUUAUUGAGACUCUG
Molecule: messenger RNA, 1366 nt
Organism: Bombus pascuorum
Lineage: Eukaryota; Metazoa; Arthropoda; Insecta; Hymenoptera; Apidae
Gene: mRpL18
Product: large ribosomal subunit protein uL18m
Exons: 4
Coding region: 229-756 (175 amino acids)
Biological process (GO): translation
Cellular component (GO): mitochondrion; ribosome
Molecular function (GO): 5S rRNA binding; structural constituent of ribosome
Source: RefSeq, a predicted model, not a curated record